AUGAAGCAAGGAAUUGUAGUGUUGGUAGCACUAUGUGCUCAGAUCUUGUGUUCAGAUGGGUUCUCCACACCCGUAACGAUGCCCUCAAAGCUGAUAAUACCUACUGCCACAAGAAGUGCCGGUAGUAAGCAAGCACGGUCACCGACAGCGCUGCACGUGUGGUGGUUUGGUGGUACCGAGAGCGGCGAGACUACACUGGAUGGAGAUUCCUGUGAACUUGUUGCUGUCCGGAUCGACCGAACAUCUUCCAAUUCCAGGAAGAUCGCUGGUUCCAUUAGCAUUGAAGCGCCCCUGCGAGACGUAUGGGCCGUCCUCUCCGACUACAACCGGUUGGCUACCCAUGUACCGAAUCUCGUUGAAAGCCGAAUCGUAUCCACACAAUCCAAGGGAAAGGCUGGCGAUGGGUCUUUCCGAUGUAAGCUAUACCAAAAGGGAGCUCAGAAGAUUGUUGGCUUUGAAUUUGGAGCCAGUGUGACCAUGGCAAUGACGGAACGAAUCGUCGCAUCUGCUGAGACUCAAGAAGAACGAGUAAUUGGCUUUGAAUGCGUCGAUAGUUUCUUUUUUUCAGAAUUUGAUGGAGAGUGGAGGGCCACGGAACAAAUUGGAGAAAAUGGUGAGCUGGAAACAUCGCUUUCCUAUACGGUUGACGUGAGACCGAAAGGCCCUGUCCCAGUGGCAGCACUGGAAUGGCGCAUUCGAGAAGACGUUCCAACCAACCUUCGCGCUGUGAAAAAAGCAUCAAUGGGACUCGGGCCACUUGGAGUUCUAGAUUCCUUUUCCAAAAAGAGUUUGGCUCCAGCUAGUGGUAGCAAAGCUCCCGAAAAAGCCCAGAGCAGCCGGAGUGUUGUGACGUUGAAAACCAAGCCUCCGCCACCGCGGACAGAGACUAAUGCCAUUAGGAGGGCUGCGGUUCGAUAUCAAACAACCGCACCAAAUCGACGGGGCCUCAAGAAGCAGACGGGACAAGCGACAAAGAAAACACCAGAGCCCGUUCCAGCCAUGGCACGUGCAGCCAGGACAGUGGACAGUAUGAGGAAGAGAAGCACUUUCAAAGUGACUUGGGAUGCUGACGAGACGAUGGCCGCUUAUCUUCGCGAAAAGGUACGCUGCUUUGACAGGAUUACUCCUGCCUCUGAGGAAUCGAGGCGGCAUCGAGGGGAUGGGGCACCAUGGAUGCCACUUCCAUAG
Messenger RNA from Seminavis robusta, 1188 nucleotides. The record is from the annotation of a GenBank genome assembly. Lineage: Eukaryota; Bacillariophyta; Bacillariophyceae; Naviculales; Naviculaceae.